AUGGCUUUCAAGCGCAAGCGCUCUGGAUCAGAGCUCUCAUUCAAUUCCUGUAGCGCUUUCAGCUCGCCAUCACGGCCAGACCAAUUCAUAAUGAUGGACAUGGAUAGCGAUAAUAACACGUCACCCCUACGAAGCACCACACCUGCUCAUCUGCCCAGCCGUACCCGUAAGCGCCUUCGCAACAACCGUCCCUCGGACGAGGAAAUCCAUCAACGCACCUUGAGCAUGCUUUACACGGCCCAGAAGCAGCACAUCGCACACCAUAAUCACCUACAACUCUGUCAACUAGGCAACCUUACCAUCCAGCCGCAACCGGAGGCCCAGCCUCAGGCCCCGAUGACACCUUCUCAAGGAGCUCAGGCAUCUCUGCACAACUUUUGGAAGCUACCUAGCUCGACAGCUUCUUCGAACAAUCCAGCACUACCUUCUGUUGAUCACCUAGUCUACGAUGGGCCGACCAAUUGCGAGGACUGUGGUCAAGCGCUUCGGGAAGGGGCGGGUGAUGAUGACUCCAUGGAUAUGGAUGGUUUUGGCGCAGAAGCCCCGACGAGCUGCACUGCCUGCGGAAAACACGUCUGCUCCCAUUGCUCUAUUACCAACUUGGCCCAGCAGCGACGAUGCUUGAUAUGUGCCGGGAAGAAAGUCUGGGUUGGUGGCCUCGGCUGGGCUGGAGUAAAUGGCGUGAGAGUUCAUUAG
This is a messenger RNA of Hypoxylon fragiforme, 696 nucleotides long. RefSeq lists its product as uncharacterized. Bases 1 to 696 code for a protein of 231 amino acids. The record is from RefSeq and is a predicted model, not a curated record. Lineage: Eukaryota; Fungi; Ascomycota; Sordariomycetes; Xylariales; Hypoxylaceae. The transcript is spliced from 2 exons.